This is a messenger RNA of Trichosurus vulpecula (common brushtail), 1113 nucleotides long. RefSeq names its product neuropeptide S receptor 1 (gene NPSR1). Gene Ontology annotation, biological process: neuropeptide signaling pathway; positive regulation of release of sequestered calcium ion into cytosol. Gene Ontology annotation, molecular function: vasopressin receptor activity; neuropeptide receptor activity. The transcript is spliced from 9 exons. The coding region runs from base 1 to 1113 and encodes 370 amino acids. NCBI's taxonomy places the organism in Eukaryota, Metazoa, Chordata, Mammalia, Diprotodontia, Phalangeridae. Gene Ontology annotation, cellular component: cytoplasm; membrane. The record is from RefSeq and is a predicted model, not a curated record.
AUGCAAGUCAAUGACACAGAGGGCGGCUGGACUGUCAAUGGGACCAUGGAACCACGGGAUUCCAGCCCCCUGGCAACUUGUGCAGAAACUGUGACUUUUCCUGAAGUGGAAGAGGAAGAGGAGUGGGGUUCUUUCUACUACUCCUUUAAGACAGAGCAGCUGGUAACCCUUUGGAUCCUUUUUGUCUUCACCAUCGUGGGGAAUGCCUUCGUGUUGUUCUCUACCUGGAAGAGGAAGAGGAAGUCACGAAUGACUUUCUUUGUGACCCAGUUAGCAAUCACAGAUUCUUUUACAGGGCUCAUCAACAUAAUGACAGAUAUUAUUUGGCGAUUCACAGGGGAUUUCAUGGCACCGGAUUUGGUCUGUCGGGUGAUUCGUUACUUACAGGUGGUGCUCCUAUAUGCCUCAACCUAUGUCCUGGUGUCACUCAGCAUUGACAGGUAUCAUGCCAUUGUUUACCCUAUGAAGAUUCUUCAAGGAGAAAAGCAGGCAAAAGUUCUGAUUUUCGUUGCCUGGAGCCUCUCUUUCCUGUUUUCCAUUCCCACUCUGAUCAUCUUUGGGAAAAGGAAACUAGCCAAUGGAGAAAUACAGUGCUGGGCCUUGUGGCCUGAUGAUUCCUACUGGAUCCCAUACAUGACCAUCGUGGCCUUCCUGGUGUACUUCAUUCCCCUGAUCAUUAUCAGUGUUAUUUACUUCAUUGUGAUUCGAACCAUCUGGAUUAAGAGCAAAGCCCAUGAUAGGAUCAUCUCUAAUUGUUCUGAGGAGAGACAACAUUCCAGCUACAACCGAGGACUCAUCUCAAGGGCGAAGAUCAAGGCCAUCAAGUAUAGCAUCGUCAUCAUUUUUGCAUUUGUGAUCUGCUGGAGUCCCUACUUCCUCUUUGAUAUUCUGGACAACUUCAGUCUCCUCCCUGAGACCAAAGAGCGCUUCUAUGCCUCCGUGAUCAUCCAAAACCUGCCAGCCCUGAACAGCGCCAUCAACCCCCUGAUCUACUGCCUCUUCAGCAACAGCCUCUGCUACCCCUGCAGGGAAAGAAGGGAUAUACGAGGGACUUUCCAAGAGAAAACAGAGAGGCAUGAGAUGCACAUCAGACCCAAGCCAGAAUUUGUUUAA